This is a messenger RNA of Hemicordylus capensis (graceful crag lizard), 2273 nucleotides long. RefSeq names its product nucleophosmin/nucleoplasmin 3 (gene NPM3). Gene Ontology annotation, molecular function: RNA binding; histone binding; chromatin binding. The coding region runs from base 517 to 1017 and encodes 166 amino acids. The record is from RefSeq and is a predicted model, not a curated record. Gene Ontology annotation, biological process: chromatin remodeling. The transcript is spliced from 6 exons. Lineage: Eukaryota; Metazoa; Chordata; Lepidosauria; Squamata; Cordylidae. Gene Ontology annotation, cellular component: nucleoplasm; cytoplasm; nucleolus.
UUGCCGGCUUAAAGGCUGAUGUGGGUUCAGGUUUCCGUGGCUUUAGGGCGGGAGGCGUUAAACGGGAGAGGGGAUCCCGAGUUAUACAGUAGUUGUUCUCAAAGGCAUGGAGCCCUUCUUGGUUUUGAGGCGGUGUUAGACUGUGGACGUCGUCGCUUUUCGAUUAACUCCAUCUUUGUUCCAGCAGCUCGAGUCCCCCCCACCCAUUUCAAUAUUUUGGGGGGGGCACCCCUUAUUUAAGCCAAGCCGUGUCCGUGAGCGACUAUUUUUAAAAAAGGCACACACACAGUACAACAACCGCUUAAAGGCAUUAUAUAAGCAUGCGCCUUCCCCCAAUUUUUUUAAUUGGAAGGACUCUGUCUCCUCCCACCUUCUCACGGCUGAGUUUCCGAAUCGGAAACUGUCUGCGGGGCUAAGUAGGGCGGACUCAGCCAAGCCGGGUAGUGGGAGGAACCUGUGGGGCAAGCUUCUUCCUGUCUCGUUUCCUCCCUCUUUCCUUUUUCUCUCGGUGGCGGCAUGGCCGACUUUUUGGAUCUAGAGAGCGUGAAUGAAGUUGAAGCUCCGAUUUGUACCAGCAGCUUUCUGUUCGGAUGUGAGCUGAACAGCAGUGCCCGAUCCUACACUUUUAAAGUGUCUGAAGAGGAUGACUCUGAUCAUAUUCUGGCUUUGAAUACGGUUUGUCUGUCGGAGGGUGCCAAGGAUGAAUGCAACAUUGUGGAAAUUGUGGGGCGUGACUAUCAGAACCAGGAGAUUGCUGUACCAGUGGCCAAUCUGAAGUUGUCUUGCCAGCCAUGGUUGAAUUUGGAUGACUUUAUGCUGCGACCCCCAGUGACCUUCAGCCUGCGCUCAGGAUCUGGCCCUGUCCAUCUUGCAGGGCAACACCAGAUCCUUCACAGAAAGGAUCUCUCAGAUGAUGAGUUCAGUGAAGAGGAAGAGGAUUUUAGUGAGGAGGAUGAGUUUAGCGAAGAGGAAGAGCUCUCUCCGAUCAAGCCAGCCAAGAAGCAACGGAAGUCUUAGCCCUGAAGAUUUUAGUCUUCCCCGAAAUGCAGUGUUACGACGCUUCUGGAUUUCCUGGAAAGUUUGGUCAUAUUGUCUGUUUGGCUGACACAAGUCACUGAUGCUACUGACUGUAGCGGAAGCUACUGUUUGUGGAGUCCCAGAAGACUUUUAAAAUGCAAAUUUAAGGAGUGUGUUUCCCUUCCAACUUGGAAAGACUGGUAGCUGCUGUGCCUUCUGCUCAGAUUUUCUCUGUAUUUAUGUUUUAUUGUUUUAUUGUUAAAUGUGUAUACCGCAAUCAAUUUAAUGAUUGUUUCAUUAAAACAAUCCCAAGGCGGUUAGAUCCAACUGAUCUUCCAUAUUUAGAAGAGUGCCCAAAGAUAAGCUAAUGACGCUACUGAUGCUAUUGUUCAGUUUUUCUUUUUCACAUCCUUUUCUUCUUUCUCCUUGUGAGGCUGCCAAGAAGCAGGGAAUACAUCCCCAUUUUUAAGGACCCAUACCCUGGGAGAAAUAGGCAACACCACUGGACCUGCUUCAUGAAGCUUGUGUGUCUGGAGCUUCUCUGUGGGUGACUGGCAGCUAAAUCAGUUUGUGUGUCUGUGGACAAAUCCGUGUCUGCUUCCCAGUCACCAUCCAGAUGCAAGCAGAAUUCACUUUCUGAAAAAGUGUAGAUUUGUGUAUUCUGAUUAUUUUAACCAAAUUUUGAAUGCUUUAUUAUGUAGGGCUUAAGAGAGAAAAAAGUAUGACUGUUUAUAACUUAAGUUUAGAAUGAUGAAGAUGAAUGCAAUUUGUGUAUAUUUCUCAGGCAUCAUUUCCCCUUUAGUCCAGGAAUUCUCAAACCUUUGUCCUCAGGAUGCUGUUGGACUACAAUUACCAUCAUCCCCAGCCACAAUGAUAUUGGGGAUAAAAGGAUUCGUAAUCCAGCAGCAUCUGUGGACACAAGUUUGAGAACCAAUCCAUUAGUCCAUUGUUCUCUCUAACAGGGAUUCCCAGAUGUUGUUGACUACAGCUCCCAUAAUUCCCAAGCAAAGGCUAUUGCAGCUGGGGGUGAUGGGAGUUGUAGUCAACAACAUCUGGAAAUCCCUGUUAGAGGGAACACUGCAUUAGUCCCAUUCUUCAGCUGUGGAGAGCUGUGUUAAUUUGCCAAAGAUCUGAGUCACAGUCGUCCAUGCUGUGGUUCAGACUUGUCGGCCUCAGUCCCACACUCUUGUGUUGCCUCUCUCUUUUUAGCUGUUUUACUUUUUAAAAUAAACACAUUUGUAAUUUUUGGACUGUAA